Molecule: messenger RNA, 1720 nt
Organism: Psylliodes chrysocephalus
Lineage: Eukaryota; Metazoa; Arthropoda; Insecta; Coleoptera; Chrysomelidae
Source: the annotation of a GenBank genome assembly
CCGUUCUGUAUAUUAAGAAUAAACCUCUAAAAAUGUUAAUGUUAUUGUUUCUUUUCUUUGGAUGGCAACAAAUUAAUUAAAUAUGAUUAUUCCUUAAAAAUUCGCUAAUGUUAUUGAAAUUUAAGAAGCGUUAUUAAAAAUAUUGAUAACAGAAAAGUCAAAUAGCUGUUUACAUGAUUGAAUCCAAUCCAUCUCUGUCAUGGGCAACAUAAACACGGACUAAAAUAUUAAAAUCACGCCCCAAUAUUGGUUUACGUUACGAUCUUCCACUUAGCCAAGAAAUUGGAUUAGAACAGUUUGUCAGUUAAGGUACCAGCGACAAAAUUCAUCAACGGUUAUGUUCAAAAAUGAGAAUGAUGUUAUCACAUAUUUGCGAAAAAAAUGUUAUAAUCGGUGUAAGGAACAAGAAAUACUACAAUAUGACACGUGCGACACCAUCUUCGAAGAAUUACUGUGCUGGCCAACCACAAAAGCUGGCAGCUUUGCCACACAAAACUGUUCGGGAGAUUUUUUAAAAUCCACGCUUAAGGGAACAGUCGAAAGACAAUGUACCGAAAAUGGUACCUGGUCGCCAAUAGAGGAGCCUAUCAACUACACAUGCGGAACAUUUUUUAUUAAUUUUACACAAGAAGACCUACCAGAAGUUAGCUUGUACAAAAUUUGGUUGCCAAUAAUGAAAGAUAUUUCAUAUUGUGGGUACUCACUAUCUAUAAUAUCAUUGAUUUUAUCAAUCUCCAUACUUGUAAAUAUAAAGAGAUUACAUUGUUCAAGAAACAAACUACAUAUUAAUUUAUUUGUGUCCUUUAUCUUGAGAUCACUUAUGUCUAUUUUAAAAGAUUGUACAUUCAUAAGAGGUACAGCUUUUGCACAUGAUACAGUCUAUGAUAUUAAUGGUGAACCAAGCUUUCCUUUAGAUCUUAACUAUUCAUGGAUUUGCAAAGCCUUUAUAAGCAUUCGAUAUUAUGUAAUUUUAUCAAACUUUAUGCUUAUGCUUAUGGAAGGAAUGUACCUGCACAAUUUAAUGUUCCUAAAACUGUUUUCUGAUCAUCAUGGUGUUGUUAUAUACUGCGUAUUAGGAUGGGGAUUACCAUUGAUAUUUGUAAUUCCAUGGAUUAUUCUUAGAGUAUUAUUUGAAAACGUAUUGUGUUGGACAACAAAGAAAAAUAGUUAUAUAGCUUUAUUUAUUGAUAUACCCAUUGGUAUUACAGUUGUGAUAAAUUUUAUUUUAUUUCUUACUAUUGUAAGAGUUCUCAGAGUUAAGUUAAACAAUGCCUGCUUUCAACAAAAGAAAAUUAAAUAUGGUAAACUAUUGAAGGCCACAAUGAUAUUGAUUCCACUUUUUGGAGUUCCUUACGCAUUUUCUUUGCUAAUGUCAAUCUAUGUUAAGAAAAGCGUUGUGUUAGAAUUAAUUUUUUUAUUCUUCGACCAAUCAUUUGCUGCUUUUCAGGGCCUUUUUGCUGCUCUCGUUUAUUGUCUGUUCAAUAGUGAGGUCCAGAUGGAAUUAAGAAGAAAAUAUGUUUUGAUGAAAGUCAAAAACGACAAAGAAUUUAGAAGGAGUAGGACCAUUUCUAACACCCAACAAGUUUCUUUCCAAAUGAACGAUGACUUUCCUUCAGAAACUAUUUGUAUGACAACCAAGGGAAACAACAAUCCCGAAAUUAUUGUGGAUAAGGAGCACCAGUGUUAUUUUUGACGAAAUCAAUGUGAUAAUUUUAAACAG